GGCGCUUGUAAAAUUAUGGCCAAAGAUCUGGUCAGAACGAGACGUUAUAUUCAGAAAUUUCAAGCAAUGAAGACUCAACUUCAAGCUGUUAAUUUGAAAAUUCAGACUCUUCGAUCAAAUCAACAUAUGGCUGAAGCAAUGAAAGGAGCAACAAAG
Molecule: messenger RNA, 156 nt
Organism: Dentiscutata erythropus
Lineage: Eukaryota; Fungi; Glomeromycota; Glomeromycetes; Diversisporales; Gigasporaceae
Source: the annotation of a GenBank genome assembly